This is a messenger RNA of Plutella xylostella (diamondback moth), 398 nucleotides long. RefSeq lists its product as uncharacterized. The record is from RefSeq and is a predicted model, not a curated record. NCBI's taxonomy places the organism in Eukaryota, Metazoa, Arthropoda, Insecta, Lepidoptera, Plutellidae.
AAGCAAACACAACAUUUAUUUUGUGUUUAGAUUUCAAUAAAUUAAUAAGUGAUAGCUUCAUCAUCAGAAAUGGACAACAUAUUAUUUAUAGAUAAUGCCAGGCAACAUGAAAUUGAAACAUUUUAUGAGGCGUGCCAACGUCACAGGGAUUAUUACAGAGGCUACCCGAAAGCGUACCACCCGCUGACUUAUUUCCUUGAACCGGAACUAAUGUGGCAAUGCCCUAAGGAUAUGACUACCGUGUACCUAAGCUACCCCGGGUACCACGUGAAGUACAAGCAGCCGGUGGUGUUGCCAGGUGUGACGGGGCGCACGGCGGGGAUGCCAGACUUGCCUAGCCGCACGCUCGCCGGCAGAUAUAAUAAGGCUGCUUGUUUAGCUUUCUCUAGAUAACUGAC